Messenger RNA from Fusarium coffeatum, 1605 nucleotides. RefSeq lists its product as uncharacterized. NCBI's taxonomy places the organism in Eukaryota, Fungi, Ascomycota, Sordariomycetes, Hypocreales, Nectriaceae. The coding region runs from base 1 to 1605 and encodes 534 amino acids. The record is from RefSeq and is a predicted model, not a curated record. The transcript is spliced from 2 exons.
AUGUCCAUUAUUCAACCCAUCUUUAGAGACGAACCUUUUCUCUCAAAUGACGAUGACUGGGAUUCAGUCCAGCACAUUGAAUGGGAACUUGACGCCAAGUUCUUUACUGGUUGCAACUCAAGACCUACGACCCCACUGAACAAAGCCGUGGCCGACCAUCAGAUUACUCUCGCCAGAGCAGCUGCGCUUAUAAUCCGGAUAUCCCUCAACAACAUUCCUGUGGAUGUGCCGGACUUCGACCCUUCCUGUCUAAAAGGUUAUCGGAAACAACUGUUCCAAUGGAUGAAUACCUACAACGCCUCACCCGCGAGCAAAUUGUUGCUUGGUGACGUUACUAUGGCUGUAACCAUGGAGAUUCUGUCUUCGCUCCCCGAGAUGGGUGUUGAGGGUGAGAUCCUUGCCAAGAUUGGACCCAAUCUAGGGGGCAUCUUCCAAGGAACUGUUGAUCCAAUUUCGUUGCUUGCUGCAGACGACCAUAUUCAUCGCAUGCAGGAUGACAUGAAGCUGAUGCAGAAGAUGAGGGAGCAUUUCGGGGAUUACCUAUCUUGUUUCGCGACCAAGGAGACCCCCAUAGAUGUCCUCGAAAUCGGGGCCAGCACAUAUAAUAGUACAAAAACUAUUAUCGGUGCUUUUUCAGGCCGAAAGAGCGUUUCCUACACCAUUACAGAUCGGUCGCUCUCAGUGCUUGAGCAGAUCAAGCCGUCACAAACCGGUACGGUCAACCUCAAGGCUUUGGAUAUCAAUCGAGAUCCACUUGAUCAAGGAUUCAGUCCUCAGUCUUUUGAUGUGGUUCUUGUAAAUAAUAUCCUUUACACAGCCAAUUCGCUCAGCGAGGUGCUUGACAAUACGAGGAAGCUGUUUGUUCCUGGUGGUGUCCUUCUUCUUGUGGGAAUCUCGAAUAUGUCGCCCGCCUACAACCUCAUCUUUGGCAUGAACGAGAAUAUGUGGUCAGAUGGAAGCCACGAGCCAUUGGAAUAUCCUUCUAUCAGCGAGUGGAAUGCUGCCCUUCAGAGCAAUGGCUUCAGCAUGCUCGAGCCGGCGACGAAAACGUUUGAUCAUAUCGGACAGUCAUCGUACUGCGUCGUUUCAACAGCUAUAACUACCACUCGCAAUUUAAUGGUCAACAUCCUUCCUGAUAAAGAAGGCAAGCUCCUCAACUUUGCACAUCAGCUUUCGACAACCUUGAUAGAAACCAAUACAGCAUCUACCAUUUCGCCAACGCUUUCUGACGACAUUUCUUCACGGUUCAUCUACAUUGUUCUUGACGAUGGCUUGUCCUCUCUCGAAGAGUAUCAAAAUCUCGUCAAGGCGAACAACGUUCUGUGGAUUGGUAUGAGCAAUGGGAGUGGCAAAUUUCGGGACAUGGAUAUGCUCAAAGGAUUUGCACGGACUGCUCGCGAAGCAAACGAGAAGCUCAAGCUCGUGACACUUAAGAUAAAACAAGAAUUUCCAGAGUAUGCAGAACUUAUGAAGGUGUUCAGGCGGAUUAUACAGCUGUCGUUCCAAGAAGAUCGAGGUCCGCGGACGGAACUUGAGUAUGAGUAUGUCAACGGCAAAGUGCUUGUACCACGCAUAAAGAAAGUGGGAGGGAUCAGCAAGAGAUAA